Molecule: messenger RNA, 5796 nt
Organism: Sapajus apella (tufted capuchin)
Lineage: Eukaryota; Metazoa; Chordata; Mammalia; Primates; Cebidae
Gene: RMND5A
Product: required for meiotic nuclear division 5 homolog A
Exons: 10
Coding region: 496-1671 (391 amino acids)
Biological process (GO): proteasome-mediated ubiquitin-dependent protein catabolic process
Cellular component (GO): GID complex; nucleus; cytoplasm
Molecular function (GO): protein binding; ubiquitin protein ligase activity
Source: RefSeq, a predicted model, not a curated record
GCGGCAGCCCCUGUGGGCGCCUGUCGCCUUCCUCCGCCCGCGAUUGCCGGGCCCCCCCCUUCGAGGGUACGCUUGGUACGGCCCGCGCCGCCUCCUUUCCUCGCCGGGGUGGCCCGUCCCCCUCCCCCCAGUCGGCGGUGCUUGGUGCCGCCCGGGAGAACCAGGUCAUCGGUCGGUUCCCGUGAAAACAAAAACAAUCGGCCGCGCAGCCGCGGGCACUCGAACGCCGCGAGCGGGGCCCGGGGACGCGGGGCCGGGUGGAGGGAGCGAACGGGGGCGGCGGCGACACGCUGGGGGGCGAGGGCGCCAUGGGGCAGGCGGGCUCCUGCUGCGCGGGGCUCCCCCGGCGCCGCGGCUAGUGCGCACGCCGCCUUGGCCGCCUCAGCCGCCCGCGCCGCCCGCCUGGGGGACGAAGAGCAGGACGCGGCCUCGGCAGGGCCCGGGCCGAACGUCUGCGGACACCCGGGCGCCGGGGAGCCGAGCGCCGCCUCCGGCAUGGAUCAAUGCGUGACGGUGGAGCGCGAGCUGGAGAAGGUGCUGCACAAGUUCUCGGGCUACGGGCAGCUGUGCGAGCGCGGCCUGGAGGAGCUCAUCGACUACACCGGCGGCCUCAAGCACGAGAUCCUGCAGAGCCAGGGCCAAGAUGCUGAAUUAUCAGGGACACUUUCACUUGUUUUGACACAGUGCUGUAAAAGAAUAAAGGAUACCGUUCAAAAAUUGGCCUCGGACCACAAAGACAUCCACAGCAGUGUUUCUCGUGUUGGAAAAGCCAUUGAUAAGAAUUUUGAUUCUGACAUUAGCAGUGUGGGAAUAGAUGGCUGCUGGCAGGCAGACAGCCAAAGACUUCUCAAUGAGGUGAUGGUGGAGCACUUCUUUCGACAAGGAAUGCUGGAUGUAGCUGAGGAGCUCUGUCAGGAAUCUGGUCUUUCUGUAGACCCAAGUCAGAAAGAACCAUUUGUGGAGUUAAAUAGAAUAUUAGAGGCAUUAAAGGUCAGAGUUCUGAGACCUGCUCUCGAGUGGGCAGUAUCAAACCGGGAAAUGCUUAUAGCUCAAAACAGCUCCUUGGAAUUUAAGCUACACAGACUGUAUUUUAUUAGCCUGUUAAUGGGUGGAACCACAAAUCAGCGAGAGGCAUUACAAUAUGCUAAAAAUUUUCAGCCAUUUGCCCUAAAUCAUCAAAAAGACAUUCAGGUUUUGAUGGGAAGCCUUGUGUAUCUGAGACAAGGGAUUGAGAACUCACCAUAUGUUCACCUACUUGAUGCCAACCAGUGGGCUGAUAUCUGUGACAUCUUUACACGGGAUGCUUGUGCCCUCCUGGGGCUCUCCGUGGAGUCCCCUCUCAGUGUCAGUUUCUCAGCAGGUUGUGUGGCGCUGCCAGCUUUAAUUAACAUCAAAGCUGUGAUUGAACAAAGACAGUGCACUGGAGUUUGGAACCAGAAAGAUGAAUUACCUAUUGAAGUGGACCUUGGUAAAAAGUGCUGGUAUCACUCUAUAUUUGCCUGCCCCAUUCUUCGUCAGCAAACAACAGAUAACAAUCCACCCAUGAAAUUGGUCUGUGGUCAUAUUAUAUCAAGAGAUGCCCUGAAUAAAAUGUUUAAUGGUAGCAAAUUAAAAUGUCCAUACUGUCCAAUGGAACAAAGCCCAGGAGAUGCCAAACAGAUAUUUUUCUGAAGAGAUAACUUUAGUUUGCAAUUUGAAGAAAGCUGUGAUAGAUUCCAGAUUUGCUUUUUGAUGUUUUCCUCUGCUCCAGCUCCAAGAAGUCAGCACACCUGCAUUUUAGCUCUGCAUGCAGCCCCAGCAGGCUGUGUGUUAAAAAUUUCAUUGUUUAACCAGCUGGUGUGAGAAGUCUUCCGUUAGAGUAGAAGGAGUACUAUUAUUUGUUUUUUUGUUUUUUUUUGCUUUAUUGCCAAGAGGUGCUUGUUUUAAAAGUAUGUUUAAUAAAAUGAAAUUCUAAAGUUAGAGGUGUUCUUAAGUUGAUAUUUGCUCUCUUGGUCCUGGUAGCCCUGUUAUAUCAUUGCAGACACAGUGUUGUGCAUGUGUGUAUAUAUGUGCACCAGCAUCAAACAUUGUGUAUCUGGAAGGAAAGCAGCAUGUUCCAGUUCUAAAAUGCAGUUACCAGACCCACCACUUUAAAUCUUUAAAGUUAGAAGCUAGCAAAUUUUCUGUAGUACAGAAUGUUUAUUGCUGUUUUUGUGUUUGAAUAGUAUAAUGUUCGAUGCCUCUCUUCAGCAAAGUGUAUCAUUUCAUUACUGUGAAUCUGUAUAUUAAUCUAAUGGAUACAGAUAAUGAUCUUUUCUCUUGUGAGGUAUCUUCAUUUAAUGUACUGUCCAGAAAUAGCCAUGUGUAAGAGUCUCUCUGUAUGAUGAACCACAUGGAAAAGACUUCUGUGGACAUAAUUCUGACUUAAGCCCAUGAAGUUACUUCAUUAUAAGAAGAAUGUUACAUGGAAAUCACCAAAUAUUUCGUGACUUUAUUUCAUCUGACAUGGAGUGAAUAUCAAUAGGAAUACUUUCAUAAGAAAAUGAAAAAAGAAAACAGAAGCAAAGAGAAAUGUUGCGCUUCACAUUUUAAACUACAAAUGGACUUAGUCUGAGGGAGGGCAAUCACAGAUUUGGUGCUAAUUAGAAACUGGCAGCAUUUACAGUAGUACACCAGCCUGGAUGUUUUUUUCUGAACUGUUUACCUGGGAGAGCUGGGAUUUGUUUGUGAAGCGAAAGAGUGCUGCGGAAAAGCUCUGUUUGCAUACUGUGUAGCUAGGCCUAUGUGGAUGGCUACUGCUUGCUAUGUGGGUUCUCCAGCAGUUGGGAUUGGCCUAGCUCAGAGUGCUUGUCUGGUCCAACCUCAGUCUGGCCCCAUAGCGACUUUUGCCCCAUGAUUCUGCUUCACUGUUGGAAUCCUCUUUGAAGUUCCCCCUCUCUUUACUAAAGCAGUGAAGGAAGAGAACAGAGACAAACUCUGGACUGUGAAAGAGAAGGUAGAGAAUUCCAGGCAACAGUCUGACUAAGGGUGUAAACCAGUUUAUUAUACAUAUAUAUAUAUAUUUUUCCCUUUGAAUUAAAACCUAGAGUAUUGUUUUUUUUGUUUUUGUUUUUUACCCUUUCCUCCCUAGGCCAAGGUUAGCUUAUUCUCAUCUUUCCACCCCAUAUACCUACACAACAUUUAGGCUUCAUAUAAGGUUUGAAUGAGACAGAUGUACUCUGAAGGCUGGUGGUAAAUGUGUUUGGUGACCGAACACUUCAUACAGUUGGCUUGGGCCACUUUUAAGGACAAAAGCCAGAGCUCAGCUUUAUCCCUCUCCUAAUGUUGGGAGUCAAAAAACUGUUGACAGUUUUCUUGUGCAGCUCAUGAAAACUUUAAAAAGAACAUGCUUUAACUGAAGCAUUUGACUUUGCUGCUUUCUGUGUAAGGUCCUUGUACUCACCCUGGGCAGGGUGAGGGCCAAAAAAUCUGCAACUCAUGAAUCUGACAAUUUUACGUAGAAAUUAUGUCUUGUGACCAUCCCUAAGUGCAUAGAUCUAAAAUUCAUGAGAGACUAAAUGGGAGGGAGAGGUGGAUUUAAAGAGGCCAGACCUUAACCAAAGAUGCUGAGAUAUAGCAUUCUGUCCUCCCUACCCUAGAAACUCCGUCAUAAAUGCUGUCACGACUCUUUCAUCGCUGAUGCUUUCUGCAUGUCAGCAGUACAGGAGGAUGCUUUUUGUCUCUCUUUGCCUCCGCUUAAAAAAGAUAAUGACAGAGGCAAGAUUUUAACAGUCACAUUUAAUUAUAAGGUACAUCGAAGACAGAAUUUCAGAAUGGUUUCUAAAAUUUUCUUGGGAACUGUUUCCACAUAUCAGUUAUAGACAAAGGCCAUGAGACUAUGCUACACCAAUAAAACCUUAUUAGCAAGUCUUCAGAAUCUGACUUAGCCAGAGCAUCUGAGUGUUCAAGUACAGUUGUAUAGUGGCUAAGGUUGUCUCUUGAUCUUUUUUCUCUGUUGUGUGAUCAUCACAGAUGCUAUUUCCGUUGUUUUAUUGGUGAUUAUAUGAGACUUCUAAUACAUAAAUGAACGGGUAUUGGUGCCUCUUUAUUUUAAAAAUUUUGAAGAAAAGAGCCACCUCAUAUUCAUAGGGUGUGUAUUUUUUGAGUGUGUGAACAUUUAAUUGAAAAUAAGAAAGUUAUGAAGUAAAUCUUAACUUUUCUGUAGCAGCUAAUGUAUACAGAGACACUAAAACCUACACCACAUUUUGUGGGGAAUGAGGAUCCUCUUUUGUCCUCUCCAGGUAGUCCCGCAGGUUAGGCAGCUUAAGUUCAGUGUUCUUUAUGCUGUGAAUGAUUUCCACCUCCGUGGCUUAGCCUUUGGGACAGUGGACACUGCAGCAACCAAGAACUCUUGGUUAACCGCACAAAACAAGCUGCUGGUAGACUACAUUAGCCCUCUGGUUUUCCAGCUCAACCUCUGAUAAAGUGGACUGACAGCCACGCUGCUCAGUCUGUUUAGUCAGCCGACUCAGGUUAUUUUCAGGGAAGGCAUGGAGGCAUAGUUUGGUUAGUUUCAUCACUAUGAUGCAUAAGGUGACGACACAAACCAAAUACCUUUCAUCACUUAACUAUACGUACGUUAUCUCUGGUAACACUAGAAUGCUGUGGUCUUGAGGGAAUGUUAGCAAGGAACACAUAGAAGAUUUGGUGUUUCAUAAGCCUGUCUAGCUGCAACAGGCUUUGUGUGGUACACUGAUGUUUACCAUAAGCCGGUACAAGCUUCAUGAACCGUUCUUAAUGAACUACAAUUGAAUAGAUACCAAAAAUAGAAUGACAAAUGUAUUUUAAUAGCAGACGAGGCAGUUAGUUUUAGGAUGAAUUUUCCACUGUUGAUUUUACUUCAAGACAUAGCAAGAGACAUAAAAUUUUGUUUUCAAGACAUUUCCACUACAGUUUCAAGCUGUAGUGGGCAUAUGCUUCAUUUACUUCCAAAGAGGCAAGAGCAGCUGGAAUUGGCUUACAGCACAUGCUUUGUUUCAUGUUGUGGGUGAGGACCUACAUACAUUCUUAUUUUAACAGUCACUUAACCUUCUCCAGCAAGGCAGUUGUGGGGUUCACUAGGAUUUAGUGCCUGAUCUUUUCUUUGGGAAGGGGGUGGGAAUGAAUGUGUUGGGGCUGGGAGGGAAGCAGAAGAAAAUGGGAGCGUGAGUGAGUGUGCAUGUGUCUGAAAUUCACCAUUGCCCCCACCUGUACCUAGCAAGGAACUAGGUGUUUGAUGUAUUUUGCUCAUGACUGCAGUAUGCAUGUAUUUUUUUCCUUUUCUGUGUUUUCUAAACUUACACUAAAGGAUUCAUCAAAUCAUCUUGUUCAGAUGGCUCAGGAUUGUAUUUAUUUUGCUUACCCUGUGCUCUUGGGUUCUAUAGUAUUUCUAUAAUUAUGUAAUGAGAAUAGUGUUGCACUGUAAUCUAUCAUAUAGAGCUAUAUGUAUGGAAAAUUUUGAUCAAUUUUUUACGAAAUGUAUCCUGUUUGCAAAGGCACAAUAAAGUUGCAUCUUAUAGACUAUAGGCAAUAAAGCUAACAAUAAACCUUAUUUAACACAAACCACAUCCAUAUCCUCUGUUCAUUUGAUUUUGGAAAAAGUCUAGCAUAUCUGGUAGUUUCAGGGAAUUCAUUUUAACUUUAAGAAUUCUGAUAUAUUUAAUUUAUAAAUUUCUGACUGAUAACAGAGUUUUGGAAAACUAUAAGAAAUGCUUUGUUAAUGUGUGUAUUCCUAUGUAAAACACAUGGCUUCUCCUGUGUAUAUUUUUAAAAAUUAAAGAAAUGCACAUUUAAAAAGUG